CCUACCGACCGCCGUAAGGGAAGACGCGUUGUUGCUUGCUGCGAGCCGAUAUCCGUGUUAUCAGUGUUGCUUGGUGUUAUUGGUUCGACUUACCAAUUCAACAUAACAUACAAUAGUGUACACUACAUAUGGCGACGAGGUAAACUGUACCUCCAAUGGCACAGUACACCUUAGAGAAGUUUGAAUGUGAAGGAGAAGUUGGUUCAGUCUCUGUCCGUUGGGAAAGAUGGAAGAGAAGUCUGAACAUUUACCUCGAGGCGGCAGGCAUAGACACCGAGACAAAGAAAAGAGCCAGUCUUUUACACUUCGGUGGUACAGAGUUACAAGAAAUCUUCUACAACAUCCCGGGAGCUAAUGCAACUGAAGGCGAACUUUUUAACAUCGCGAUUGAAAAAUUGGACAACUACUUCGCGCCUAAGCAGAGCAAAGUGUAUGAGCGACAUCUGUUUCGUCUCCUAAAACAGGAACAGGAUGAGAAAUUUGAAAAAUUUCUUGUCAGACUUCGACUUCAGGCCAAGAAGUGUCAGUUUGAGGAUAAAGAAGACGAGCAUAUCAUAGACCAAAUUGCUGAAAAGGGCAAGACAGAAGAACUCCGAAAGAAGAUACUGAAAACAGGGGACAAGAUCACGUUGGAUGAAAUAGUUGCAGAAGCGAAUGCAUUGGAAGCCAUAGAUCGUCAAUUAGGAAACUUUGGUAGGAAACCGGUAGAAAGCGAGUCAAUCAAUAAAGUAAGUACAGAGAGAUGGAAAGAGAAGCCACCCAGAACUAUUUGUAGCAGAUGUGGAAGUACUAGACAUAUGGCCCGUGACAACAUCUGCCCGGCAAUAGGAAAGGCUUGCCUUAAAUGCGGAAUAUUAGGACACUUCAAAAAUCAGUGCCGGACGAGAACAACUCAGAAGAGGAAAAUGGAAAGAGAGGCAUCAGCGAACAGCCAGGGAAUAAAGAAGAAAAGCAGGACAACAAAUAACAUCGAAGAAACUGCAAACAUAAGCACGGAUGAAAGAAAAGUUGACUACAUUUUCAAUAUUGAGAACGACGUAAAAGCCAAGUGUAACAUAGGUGGAAGCAACGUAGAGAUGUUGAUAGAUUCCGGCUGCAAGCACAAUCUUAUAACGGACAGAACCUGGGAAAGAAUGAAGAAAGAUAACGCCCAAGUCACCAACCAAGAUCCGAAUCCUGAGAAAACGUUCGUAGCUUAUGGGAGUGCCACACCGCUUAAGCUUUUAGGAUCAUUCAAAGCUACGAUAAAACUUUCCGGAACAUCACAGGACAGCACAACAUUCUACGUGAUCGAAAACGGCACACGGGACCUACUUGGACGUGAGACGGCAACCGCUUUGGGAGUACUCCAAAUCAAUUUGGAUAUCAACCAGGUUGAAAUUGAGGCGUUUCCCAAAUUCAAAGACGUCUUAGUUACCAUCCCGAUUGACGAUUCAGUGAAACCCGUUGCUCAGCCGUAUCGGAGGAUUCCCAUCCCUCUCGAAGAAAAAGUAGAGAGGAAACUUGAAGAACUACUGAAAAGGGACAUUAUUGAAGUUGUGAAAGGGCCUUCUAACUGGAUCUCGCCUAUAGUUCCUGUGCUUAAAGACGGAGGGGACAUCCGAUUAUGUGUCGAUAUGCGCCGAGCAAAUGCGGCCAUACAACGUGAAAACCAUCCACUGCCAACGAUGGAAGAACUGUUGCCAAAAGUUCGAGAAGCCAAAAUAUUUAGUAAACUGGACAUACGAGACGCGUUUCAUCAUAUCGAGCUUCACCCUGAUUCAAGACAUAUAACGACCUUCAUUACUAGCAAGGGAUUGUAUCAAUACAAGAGGAUGAUGUUCGGUAUCUCGUGUGCGCCGGAGAUUUUCCAGAAAACACUAGAACGAAUCCUUUUGGGUUGCGAAGGAGUCAUCAACUUUAUAGAUGAUAUCCUAACGUUUGGCAAAGACGCAAAAGAGCACGAAUUAAGGCUUAAAAAAGUUAUGACAGUAUUAAAGGAAAAUAACGUGAUGUUGAGAGACGACAAAUGCAUUUUUGGAAUACAGAAAGUUCACUUCCUAGGACAUGAACUGUCGGAACAGGGAGUUAAACCACUAGAUAAGUAUAUCUUGGCUAUAAAAGGAUUCAGAGCCCCGACUAAUGUCGCUGAAUUGCAGAGCUUUAUGGGUUUAGUAAACUAUGUGGGAAAAUGGAUACCUCAUUUAGCAACAGUCACAGAACCCCUCAAACAACUGCUACGCAAAAGAACCGGAAGAAACACGGACAUUCAAGAGGACUGGGGAGACGCCCAAAAGAAAGCAUUUAAUGAUUUGAAAGCGGCGCUAAUGAAGGUACCAAAAUUAGGUUAUUACAACCCAAAUGAUAAGACUGUGGUGAUUGCAGAUGCAAGCCCAGUGGGUCUGGGUGCAGUACUGGUGCAGAUCAAUAAGAACGGACCGAGAAUUAUUGCAUUUGGCAAUAAAACCCUCAGCAGCUGCGAGCGUCGUUACUGCCAAACAGAAAAAGAGGCCUUAGCCCUAGUUUGGGCAGUCGAACAUUUCAACAUGUUCCUGUAUAGCAAGAUGUUCGAUCUAGUAACGGACCAUAAGCCUUUGGAGGUAAUAUUUGGUCCAAAGGCAAAACCGUGCGCUCGCAUUGAAAGGUGGGUGUUAAGACUACAAUCCUACAACUUCAAGGUGAAAUAUAGCCCGGGGAAGACCAAUAUAGCCGAUCCACUAUCGAGACUCUGUGAAGUGGCAACAAACCCGACGGCUAUAUUUGGAGACUAUGUUCAGGCGGUUACCGAAUCUGCGCGACCAGUAGCCAUCCCAUUGCAAGAUAUUACUGAAAGUUCCCUUGGAGAUGCAGAGAUACAGAAGGUCAAAGAGGGCCUUUACGAUGGAAACUGGGAUGAAACAGUUAAAGCCUAUAAACUUUUCCAGAACGAAUUAUGCUUCCAUGGCGAUAUCCUCCUCAGGGGGACGAAAAUUGUAAUCCCAACCAAAUUACGCAGAAGAGUUCUGGAAGCUGCGCAUGAAGGCCACCCAGGGAUAGUCGCGAUGAAGGGCAGAUUGAGGACCAAGGUAUGGUGGCCUAAGUGCGACAAAGAUGCUGAGAACAUAUGCAAAGCCUGUAAAGGAUGCAUCUUGGUCUCUGCACCCAGCGCCCCAAAUCCAUUAAAAAGAAGAGACUUACCCUCCGAACCGUGGGUUGACAUAGCAAUUGACCUCAUGGGCCCCUUGCCUAGUGGAGAUUAUAUCCUGGUUGUUGUGGAUUAUUACACCCGAUAUAAAGAGGUAAAAACAUGCAGGACCAUAACAAGCUCUGAAAUAAUCGGAAUGCUUAAAGAUAUUUUUAGCAGGCUUGGCAAUCCGGUCUCCCUUACAGCAGACAACGGGAGACAAUUUUCCAGCGAAGACUUUAAGAGGUUCUGUGCAGAGAGGAACAUACGGCUUUAUAAUACCAUUCCCUACUGGCCACAACAGAAUGGAGAGGUGGAGCGCCAGAAUAGGGACAUUCUCAAACGCCUCAAAAUUUCUCAAGUGCAAAAAAAGAACUGGAAGGAGGCUCUUCUUGAGUACAUGGCGAUGUACAACAGUACACCUCACACAGUUACAGGAAAAACACCUGCGGAACUGUUCUUUAGACGACAAUUUAGAGACAAGCUGCCUAUGAUUCAAGACAUGACGCAUUCCUCGGCGGACCUUGAAAUGAGGGAUAGAGAUAAAGAACUAAAAGAAAAAGGGAAGGAAUAUGCGGACAUGAAGAGGAGAGCUACUGGUUGUGAAUUGGAAGUUGGAGAUAAGGUAUAUGUCAAAAAUAUGACUAAACAAAACAAGUUGAGCUUGAACUACGAACCCGAGACACAUACCGUCGAAGAGAACAAAGGAGGAGACGUAAGUCUCCGGAACGAUGAAACUGGUCAGCGGAUCAGACGAAACGUCGUACACCUCAAACGUGUGGAAGGACAAUGGAAGGUGUUAGAUGAGGAGAAUAAUGCCAGUGAUGCUCAGACAAAUGAUAGUGGCGAUGUAAAUCAAUCACAACUCGGGUGGAUAAACUGA
Ostrinia nubilalis (European corn borer) is the source of this 4025-nucleotide messenger RNA. RefSeq lists its product as uncharacterized. Gene Ontology annotation, biological process: DNA integration. Lineage: Eukaryota; Metazoa; Arthropoda; Insecta; Lepidoptera; Crambidae. The record is from RefSeq and is a predicted model, not a curated record. The coding region runs from base 156 to 4025 and encodes 1289 amino acids. The transcript is spliced from 2 exons. Gene Ontology annotation, molecular function: zinc ion binding; nucleic acid binding.